Molecule: messenger RNA, 966 nt
Organism: Phacochoerus africanus (Common warthog)
Lineage: Eukaryota; Metazoa; Chordata; Mammalia; Artiodactyla; Suidae
Product: olfactory receptor 4S2-like
Exons: 2
Coding region: 16-966 (316 amino acids)
Biological process (GO): G protein-coupled receptor signaling pathway
Cellular component (GO): membrane
Molecular function (GO): olfactory receptor activity; G protein-coupled receptor activity
Source: RefSeq, a predicted model, not a curated record
UUCUAGAGUAACUCCAUGGAGAAGAUAAACAAUGUAACUGAAUUUGUUUUCUGGGGUCUUUCUCAGAACCUCAAGGUUGAGAAAGUGUGUUUCGUGGUGUUUUCUUUCUUCUACUCUGUCAUUCUUCUGGGAAACCUGCUCAUCAUGCUCACAGUUUAUGUGGGCAACCUUUUCAAGUCCCCAAUGUAUUUCUUUCUCAACUACCUGUCUUUUGUGGACAUCUGUUACUCUUCAGUCACAGCUCCUAAGAUGAUUGUUGACUUACUGGCCAAGACCAAAACAAUCUCCUAUGUGGGGUGCAUGUUGCAGCUCUUUGCAGUACACUUCUUGGGUUGCACUGAGAUCUUCAUCCUCACGGUAAUGGCCUAUGAUCGUUACGUGGCUAUCUGUAAACCCCUACACUAUGUGACCAUCAUGGACCGGGAGAGAUGCAAUAAAAUGUUGCUGGGGACCUGGCUAGGUGGGUUCUUGCACUCCAUCGUCCAAGUGGCUCUAGUAGUCCAACUACCCUUCUGUGGGCCCAAUGUGAUCGAUCACUACUUCUGUGAUAUUCACCCUCUGCUGAAACUUGCCUGCACAGACACAUACGUCGUUGGUGUUGCUGUGAUAGCCAACAGUGGUAUCAUCGCUCUGGUGAGCUUUGUUAUCUUGCUCUUCUCCUACAUCCUCAUCCUGGUGUCCCUGAGAAAGCAGUCAGCAGAAGGCAGGCGCAAAGCUCUCUCCACCUGCGGCUCCCACAUUGCUGUGGUCAUCAUCUUUUUUGGUCCCUGUACAUUCAUGUAUAUGCGUCCCGAAACUACCUUUUCAGAGGAUAAGAUGGUGGCUUUGUUUUAUACCAUCAUCACCCCUAUGUUAAACCCCCUGAUUUAUACACUGAGAAAUGCAGAAGUAAAAAAUGCAAUGAAGAAACUGUGGGGCAGAAUUCCCAUUGUGUCUCAGCAGGUUAAGACUAACCUGAAAAUCUAG